GUUUCAGAUGGAUACCAGUUUUGUGGAUGUAAGCGGUAAUUUUGUGUAGCAUAAGCGGCCUACCAGGGCAACAACGACAAACGAUCAUGUUGUAUAAUGAACAAUGAUGAUGUCUACAGUAGGAAUUUCAGCAUAGGAUCAGAUCGAGAAUUAGAUAACUUGUCAAAUAUCAGAAAUCUUGAUACAUCUCAUAGUGACGUUGAAUUCAGGAAGACAAUGGACAGUUCAUCAUAUGAUAAACAUGGAGAAGGUAGAACUCCAAGAGAAGGUAGAGGUCCAAGAACUGGACAUUGGGCUUCAGAAUUUGGAACUGUGGCUGAAACACUGGAGUCACAUGAUAAAGAUGGAGCAGACGACACACCAGUUAGGAAGUUGAAACAAAAGAAUGUAACUAUAGGCCCAGUACAGCGAGAGUAUUCUGAUGCCUAUUUGGAAAGUAAUUUACGUACUCCACGCUAUAAUACACAUACCUCAUAUGAAGGAAUGUUAGAAAAUCUAGAUCCUGAAGAUCCAUUUGAUGGGGAUUAUUCACCAUCAGGUAAACCAAAGUAUGAAAGGCGAAAAAAAUCAAAAAAAGAUAAAUCUCCUGAAGGACACACCAAAAUACCUGUACCUGCAAAAGAUGACAGUCAAAAAACACUAAAACAUCGGAAAAGUAAAAAGAAAAAGAAGGGCCAUGGUUCUUUGGAGAGUACAAGUACCUUUACCAUAGAAGGCAAUACUAAUCAGUCAUUCAAGCUGGCAGAGACUGAUAAAGCAUCUGUUAAAAGUAAUGGUACAUUUACUGUUCCAGAAAUAGGCUACGGGAAGUCACCACGCUCUACAAGUCGGGCAUCAGCUGUUUUUAAUAGAUCAAGAAAAUCCAGAAAGUCUAAGCGAACUAAAAUGGGGAUUGACAGAACUAUCUUUAAGGACUUUGUACAUCAAGAAAAUAUUAAGCAAAGAAGAUCAAAACACAUUAAGGAAUCUGAACCAGGAAACAAACAUUUCCCCCACUUUCAUACAGACAGUACUGCUGAGUUAUGUGAUUCCUUUGGAGAGAUUAUGUUUGUAGGAUAUGGCCAUGAUACUGACAAAUCUCCAUACAUAAGAGUUUCACCUGACACUAGUCCAAAGAUAAUGUAUGAUAUGAUGCUAAACAUAUGGGAGCUAAGUCAUCCUCAGUUGCUAAUAUCCGUGACUGGUGGUGCUAAAAGGUUUGAUCUGAAACCACGGUUAGCUAACAGAUUCAAAAGAGGUCUAAUGAAGGCAGCCAUUUCAACAAGUGCAUGGAUCAUGACGGGAGGUUCAGGUACUGGAGUAAUGGAGUUUGUAGGGGAGGCUGUAAGGGACCAUUUUAUAACAUUUGGCAAACGUGAUAAUAUUGUAGCACUUGGAAUACCAACCUGGGGAGCUGUUGCUGGCAAUGAGUCCUUAGAUGGAGAUGAUGAUCUAAAAGAUGGAUUAUUUCCUGCAGUGUACAACAAACAUGUAGUAGAGUCUGAUACUGGAAAGAAAGUACCUUUAGAUCAUAACCAUACCCAUUUUCUACUGGUGGAUGAUGGAACGCAAUGUAAAUUUGGAGGGGAAAUACAAUUUAGAUCUAAGCUUCAGGGCCAUAUAUCACAACAGGAAUGUGAUCCAGACUCAGAAACAUGUGUACAUGUACCAGUAGUGGUGAUCAUUGUUGAAGGAGGUAUUAAUUCUUUGAAGACAGUUUAUGAGUCCAUAGUAAAUGAUGUUCCAGUGUUAGUUUUAGAUGGAUCAGGCAGAGCUGCUGAUUUUAUUGCUGAAGGUUAUAGGCAGACACAAGUGACAUCCUUAAAAAACAGACAGUCUGAAAAAAGUUUUUUUAGUGCAAAUUUUGCAGAAACAAUGGCAGUAGUUGCAGAGGAAUUAUUUGAAUGGAGACCAAAUGAUAAAAAAACAGUUAUAAUAAGUGGUGCUAUAAGUCAAUUAAAAGCAUGCUUGGAAAAGCGAAACAUGAUUCAUAUAUAUGACUUAGAAAAUUCUAAAGAGGAAAUGGAUGAAGCUAUCCUCCUGACUUUAUUCAAGGCUAACAAGUCCAGUACAGAUGCCCAGUUGUCACUAGCACUUACCUGGAACAGGAGUGACAUUGCUAAAAAUCAAAUCUUCAAACUAGCAAGUAGAGAUAAAUGGCAGGAAAUGAAUCUUGAUGAUGGAAUGGUAAAGUCAUUGAUCCAAAACAGAACAGAAUUUGUUAAGUUGUUCUUGGAGAAUGCCACAGAUAUGGAACAGUUCUUAGAUAUCAACAAUCUGUGGAAUAUUUAUGCCAAUUGUAUGAUGGACAAGUCUGACAGGGCAGCCCAGCUUCUGAAAAAUCACAUGACAUACUUAAAGCAAUCCUGGGGAGCUUAUUUCUGUUGCCGACCACUAAGUACAUACUCAGAACAGCCUCCAGAUUUACUAGUACAGAUAGGGAAAGUCAUUGUACAUCUUCUGGGAGAUGAGGCUUUAAACCCUUACAAAGGGCCAGAUGACAGAAGUGGCAGUUCAACUUACAUUGUUGGAAAUGUGCAACGUAAAUUAGGAUAUAUUAAAACACAAGAAACAGAAAAGAGAAAACAUAUGGCGUUUUCCAAAAGAAGAUCUAGAAUGAAGAUUUAUUUUGAUAAUCCAGACAAAGAAUUAUUCCUAUGGGCAGUGAUGAUGAAUAGGAAAGAUAUAGCAAUGCUUUUCUGGAAACGUGGAAGAGAUUAUACAUGUUCAGCUCUGAUGGCCAGUGCUUUGGCCAAAGCUUUAUCAAAUAUAGCAGAUUCUGAUGAAGAUAUGGAGCUUAGUCUGUCAUACAUGGAAAAUUCUAAGUUUUAUGAGGGUCUAGCAUGUAGUUUGAUAACUGAGUGUUAUAUACAGAACCGAUAUUUAGCCACAUCCAUGCUAGUACAGACAGUAGAACAGUAUGGUAAUACCACACAGUUUACACUAGCUGAUGCUAAUGAGAUGAUGGAUUUCAUGGGACAAACAGCAUGUAUGGCCAAACUGAACAGUAUCUGGAAGGGUAGAAUGGCUCUUUAUACAUCUAACAUGAAGAUUAUUAUCAGCAUUUUUAUACCGUUCCUGAUCCCUGCAAUUAAGUUUAUUACCAGUAAAGCUCCUGGUGAAGAUCAAGAAAGGGAGGAAGAAGAGAUAAUAGAGGAAGAAUGUAUGGCCAUGUCAGAAGAUCCUCAUGCCAUUACAAAUAAAGUGACACCUGAAAACACAAUAGACUUUACAGAGCAAGAAUUAAAGCCUAAAAAAUAUGGAAAAUUUUACAAAGUUGCUAUGUGUGCCUGUGGAAAUACUGAGGACACAAUCAGCAUACCUUAUGCUAUUUAUUACUUCUACACAGCACCAGUCACUAAAUUCUGGAUCUAUUUGAUUUCCUACCUGGCGUUUAUAGGAAUAUUUACCUUGUUUGUGCUAACAGAUUUACAUGCUAUAGAUGACGGUGGAAUAUCAGUGUACGAAUAUAUUACUUGGGGGUGGACAGUCACCAUGGUGACAGAGGAAGUGAGACAGAUACUGAUGAAAGAACAGUUAUCCCUAUUGUACAAGCUACGCAGUUGGUGGGGAAGUGUAUGGAACAAGUUUGACUUUGUCAUGUAUAUAUUGUUUUUGUCAUCCUUUAUUAUGAGGUUCUCCUUGUCAAAGGAGGACUUUCUUUGGGCCAGGAUGACCUACAGUAUAACUUUAGCCAUGUAUAUCAUGAGGACAAUGCAGUUCUUUUUUGUAGAGAAAAAUAUUGGACCAAAGGUGAUAAUGAUCAGGAAAAUGAUCACAGAUUUACAGUUUUUCUUCUUGAUAUUAGCAGUAUUUGUGUUUAGUUUUGGGGUGACCUAUCAAGCCAACUUAUUUCCCAAUGCUCCACAGACCUGGAGUCUACUCAAGGAUAUUGUUUACCUACCAUAUUGGCAGAUGUAUGGGGAACUUUUCAUAGAAAACAUCGAAGGAGAAGAGCCAUCAUCAUGUACAAGUGAUCCUGCCUUAUACCUAAAUGGGACAAUGACUAGAUGUCCUGAAAAGAAUGCCAUUGUGCCUUUACUAUUAGCUAUUUAUAUGGUGCUGACAAAUAUCUUAUUGGUUAAUCUGUUGAUUGCCAUGUUCUCAGAUACCUUUCAGAAGGUUCAGGAUAAAUCUGAGCAAGUUUGGAAGUUUUACAAGUUUUCUCUGGUGUAUGAGUAUUAUGACAGACCAGCAUUGGUUCCACCAUUUAUUAUACUGAAUCAUAUAUUCAGAAUAGUCAGAAAUGUGAUAGUGACAUGCUGUGGAAAGUGGCCUUAUUAUAAUGAUUUUAGACUGGAAAUGCAGGAUGAGGAAGACAUAGUUAGAUUACGAUUAUUUGAAAAGGAGGCUAUGGAGACUUAUAUAUAUGAUACUAAGCAAGCGAUGAAUAAUGAUCUAAACUUCCAGGUGUCUACUACAUCAGAUAGAUUGGAGAGAGUUAUAGAUGAAUUAGAUAAAAUAAAAGAAAGUGUAUCACGCCGUGGUAUGGAAGGAAGUGACAGCAAGCCUCCACUGACUGCAAGAACUUCAUUCAGAUCAUCACAGAUGUCCACUACCACAACAGCUUCUGUACAGGGACAAAACUUACAAGACCAGAUUGAAAAGUUAGCAUUCUAUGUGAAUUCAGAAGUCCAGGAUAUGACCAAAGCAAUGGGCAGAAUGGAGAAGUUAUUAAUAGAUCUAAAGAAGAGUCAGCUACAGACACCAUCACUAGAUAUAACAAACCUACAUCCAGAUACCUAGUAAUAAGGGGCUAGAAGUUAAAAAAAGAAACAUAUAUUGUAAACUAAUCAUCUUACUCUGAGAAUAGAGUAAAAAAAAAUCCCAAUUACAACAGAUUUAUUUAUCAUGUUGAAAAAGAAGAAUAAGAAAUUUGUAAUGAAAGAACAUUCAAAUUAGUUCAACCUAUAAAAUAAUAAUAACUGCAGUUUAGUAUUGAAAGCAUAAAUAGUAAUGAUAUGUUGUAUUUUAUGAAAUUGAUUUUUAAAGAACACUAUAAUAACAGAAAUGUUCCUCUUCAGGAGCCAUUAGUUUAUUUUACAUAUAACUUUUUUUAGAGAUGACAUACCAUUGUUGAAAAGUUUUCUUUGACAAAUUCUGUAAGAAAUGUUUUGUAGUAAAAAUGACUUACCCAAUAACAUAUAUGAUCUUUUAACCUUUUAAAAAUCCUUUGCAUUUUUGUUAUAAAUGUUCAAUACACUCUUGAUCUCUUAAAUCAAACUUUUUUCUUGAAAAUAUAUAUAUAUAUGUAAUUUUUGUAUGAGUUAAUAAUUGUCAAAUCCGAGCCACUUCAUAUCAUUUUAUAUAUUUUUAAUAGGAUUUUAUAAUGCUCUAUUCAUUUUUAAAAUUUUUACAUUACAUACCACAUUUUAUGAAAUGUAUUUGAUAUUAUUGUUAGUAGUUUUAAACUUUAUUUACACUAAUCUAAUUUAAAUAUUUUAAAACCACUAUUGUAGAAGGAAAAGAUCUGAUUUUUGUUUACCAGUACAUAAAAAAAACAAAAAUAAAUCUCACUAUUAAAAAUACAAUCAACAAGUUUUUACAUUUAACGAAACGAUUUCACUGAUUUCAACAAUCUUCUUGUUUAAAUGAUGAUAGUUACAUAUAUAAAGGAACUACACAUUACAAUGUUGAAUUACAUGUACAUUUGUAUGAUUUGUUUUUUGCUUUCACUCUUUGUAUGAUUUGUAUAAAUUUCUGUAAUUAGUUAAUUUAUUUAUUUAUCAAAUAUUUUAUAAUUCUUAGCAUAUUUUAUCAAGUUUGUAAGUAGUCGUAUCUAGUUGUAUUAUACAGUAUAGGAUACUUAAUGUUUUCCUUAAUUAUAAUUUUUACUAAUCAUCUAUAGUUGCUUCUUCACACAAUGACAUAUAAUAUAACUUGUAAAUGAUAUUAAUUUCCUGACAGGAAAUAUAUAAUCCUAUUGUACAUUUAUUAACAUUUUUAUGGCCCCGCAACGAAGUUAUACAGAGUUUUUUCUAAAGGCCUCCACAUUUUGAGCUGAGAUUUGUUAACAGUUAUACAGAGUUUUUUCCUAAAGACCACCACAUUUUGAGCUGAGUUUUGUUAACAGUUAAUUUAUAAUUAUGAACAUAUCAAUGUGAGACUACCAUCAUGUUUUUGUCAAUAUGUGUUAUUGAAAUUGCAGAUUUUUCAACUUUUUGGGACGGGGCCAUUGGUGUCGCUUUGACACAUCUAAUUGUAUUUGAUUUAAUGGUAUCAAUGACUUUUUUUUUUACCUUACAGUACAAAUAAGUGGAAAACAUAAAGAUACUAAAAAACAGUAAAGAUGUUGUGACUUGUAAAACCAGAGAAAAAAAUAUGUUGAUACAUGUAGUACAAGUAAUAUGCAUUUAUGUUUAAAUAUUGUUUGUUUUAUAUUUUUAUCAAAUCUUAAAAAAAAGUCUGUUUUGAUAUUUUAAGAAAUGAAUGUUGUUCAUUGGUUUCAUAGAUAAACAAGUAAGACUGUGAUAUUAAUAAUUCAUAUAUGCAUCAUUAUUAUAGUAGUACAAUCAUGUUAAGGUUGUUGAUUUAGUUAUUUUAUAAUGGUUGUGUUUUAACACUGUAAAUACAUGUAUAUUUAUUAAAUGUCUAGUAAAAUAUUUAACCUUAUUUAAACUUACAAAUAAAUCUCAGCAUUCAGUUAUUCACUUAUUCAGUCUGUUUGCAUUUCAUAUGAAUAUUUCAAUGUGUGCACUUUUAUUGACUUUUGUUCUGAGUGAUAUUUGAGGUUUCCUUAUACCAAAACAUGGUCUUCACCGUUUCUGUAAAUAUUAUUAGGAGAAAGCAAGCAACACACAUUUUCCUUGGAAGACUCAUCGAUUCUGAUAAAAAAAAAUUGUAUGUGUGUUUAAGGCUGGACUACUUCUAAGAGUAAAAUGCUUUUUUUUUUUU
Messenger RNA from Mytilus trossulus (common blue mussel), 6873 nucleotides. RefSeq names its product transient receptor potential cation channel subfamily M member-like 2. Bases 97 to 4725 code for a protein of 1542 amino acids. The transcript is spliced from 29 exons. Gene Ontology annotation, cellular component: plasma membrane. Gene Ontology annotation, biological process: calcium ion transmembrane transport. The record is from RefSeq and is a predicted model, not a curated record. Gene Ontology annotation, molecular function: ligand-gated calcium channel activity. NCBI's taxonomy places the organism in Eukaryota, Metazoa, Mollusca, Bivalvia, Mytilida, Mytilidae.